UGUUCACUCACAUCACAUUUUCCAACGACAGCCACAACCGCGACCGCGCCUAAUAAUUGACUUUAGAGGAGCUCGGAUAUCAGCGAGCGUUGGCAGUGUCGGCCAGAUAUUAGUGAUCACUGUCAGUCAAGAUGGAUAUCACUCGUGGUUCAAGAAGAGCAAGGCAUGUAGCUGCCACUCAUGCAAACCCAAAUCCAAACACAAACGCCAGGGCACAGGCAAACACGGCCUCGAGCCCGAGACCUGUACCAUCCGAUAUAACCUCAUCUCCAGUGCCUCAAGUUCCAGCUGCUACUCCAAGUGGUCCUUCUGCUAGAUUACACCCAAGUCAAGGUGCUUCUCCUGUUGCUGCUGGUCCUAUGGUAACGCCUGACGGUCCUCCAAUUCACCGAACACCAGAUCAACCUCCUGACCAAAGACGUCGUCGAGCGCCUCCUCCUAAUCCUUUUCGUCUGUACAGAAGUAAGUCAGUUUUUUUUUUCGUUCAAUUAAACGUGCAUAUCUAGCGUCUCUUUCUGGCAGUACCAUGAUCUCAUAUCAGUUGCAAUUUUAAAGUGUUUGCAGCUCUAGUUGGCUGCCAGUGGUCAGCUGCCACUU
Molecule: messenger RNA, 597 nt
Organism: Fusarium redolens
Lineage: Eukaryota; Fungi; Ascomycota; Sordariomycetes; Hypocreales; Nectriaceae
Exons: 1
Coding region: 132-506 (124 amino acids)
Source: RefSeq, a predicted model, not a curated record